This is a messenger RNA of Xiphophorus maculatus (southern platyfish), 1038 nucleotides long. Its product is annotated as histone H1-like. Gene Ontology annotation, cellular component: nucleosome. NCBI's taxonomy places the organism in Eukaryota, Metazoa, Chordata, Actinopteri, Cyprinodontiformes, Poeciliidae. Gene Ontology annotation, biological process: nucleosome assembly. Bases 212 to 964 code for a protein of 250 amino acids. The transcript has a single exon. The record is from RefSeq and is a predicted model, not a curated record. Gene Ontology annotation, molecular function: structural constituent of chromatin; DNA binding.
AUGUGUUGAAAAUUCACCUGUCGAUGCAUAGAAUCAGACGGUCUCCGACACCUUUGAGAGCUAAUGGUACAAAAAGAAAAGCUUGUAGAAACCAAAUGUGACCUCACUGUGGAGACAAAUCAGUUUCCUUUCCGUUACAGUAACAUUUAUGUUAGAAAAUAUCACAUUUGAGAAGAUUUAAAGCUUAAAAUGCAGCGAAGAAAACACAAGUAUGGCAAUUUUUGUGGCAGCAGCGGAGCGGCGGAUUGAGUUGUCUCUUCACGGUUCUCACGUCUGUUAUAAGUCCCGCCUCCUGGCGCACGCUGGGAACGUGGCACAACAAGUGAGAAAUAUGGCAGAAGUAGCUCCAUCAGCUGUUGUAAUCCCGGCGGAUGUCCCGCAGAAGCCUCCUCCCAAGUCCAAGAAGGGAGCCAGCAUCUACAAACUCAUCGUGGCCAUUGUGGCCGAGUCCAAGGAGCGCAAGGGAAUGUCUCUGACGGCGCUGAAGAAGGCGCUGGCAGUGAAAGGCGUAAAUGUGGCCAAGGGCAACAAGCGCAUCAACAACGCCGUUACGAAGCUGGUCACAGGAGGAACCCUGAGCCGAACCAAGGGGACCGGAGCAUGCGGCUCCUUCAAGAUCGCUAAGCCUAAGAGGGAGCCGAAAGUCGCCGAUCCAAAGAAGGCGGUGAAGAAGAAGGCUCCCGCCAAGGCAAAGCGACCGGCCGGCAAGAAGGCCAGCGCUCCCAAAAAACCCGCCAGCAAGCGAGCAGCGGCCAAGAGGUCCCCGAAGAAGUCACCGGCAAAGAAAGUAGUUAGAAAGGUAAAGAAGAGCCCUAAGAAAACUGUCGCUAGGAGGCCGAAAACUGUGAAGAGGCCGAAGGCUGCAAAGAAACCAAAGCCUGCUAGGAGACCUGCAGCUAGAAGACCGGUAGCCAAGAAAAGGCCGGUAAAAAGACGCCCAGCUACGAAGGCUAAGAGGUACUAGCUAGUAAACACCGCUUCACCCACUGCGCAAAGCACCAAAGGCUCUUUUAAGAGCCACCACUCCUUCCACUAAAG